This is a messenger RNA of Lymnaea stagnalis (great pond snail), 12131 nucleotides long. Lineage: Eukaryota; Metazoa; Mollusca; Gastropoda; Lymnaeidae. The record is from the annotation of a GenBank genome assembly.
AAUUAUGCCCCCUUAAUCAUUCACCAUGGUGCAAAAUGUUUACAGAUGGCGCUUUAAAAGCAUUCCAACAGUUUCAUUCUGAAAACAAGAAUAUCUGGAUCUGUAAUUUAAAUUCUUUAAGUCCACUUUAUUCAAAAAAUAUUGGAAAUGAGUUUUAAAGACUUAAGAAGUAGGUUCAUAUUAAUAUACAAACAAAUCUACACGAUGUGAGUGUUGUAGACAGUGUAGAAUAAAAUACUUUUAAUUAUAAAAUAAAGUACGCUGUGCUCACUUUUAAACUAAGACUAAACUCACUAGACUUUUUUUUUUUUACGCUUGUCUCGUAAAGAGUAUGUCAGUUAUAACUUAGCACCACGCCAGAAGCACUUGACAGUGACUAUUAUUAGUUACUAGUAGUAGUAGUGAAGAGGGAGAGUGAAUGAAAUGCCUAUCAAUGACUGACUCAGUUAUCCCACUCGCCCUCACGCAUUGUCAUUGUGAUUGUCAUUGUGCGACAUGGGCAUGGUGGUGCUGGGUGUGAAAUAAAUAUACAGUUUAUUGAAAGAAAUAAAAGUUUUAGUAAUCAAUGAAUAAAUCAGUGGUUUUAAUUUUAAGAAUUCACCAAAAGAAAAUCAUAACUCCACUUCUAUAAAAGAUAGAAAGAUGAACUUUCUUGGUGUUUUUGCAUCACUGAAAACUAGCCCUGUAAAAUUAUUGCAUUUUAAUUGCAAGAAUAUUAAUUGCUGAUGAUUUCGACUGGGGAGUCACAAGUUGAGAACGUUAUCACAAACCUUCAAUCAUUAUUACCUUGAAAAAUUUUCCAUUUAAAAAAAAAAUCAUCAAAUUUUCACCAAAUAAAUUAACAACUUUUUUCCACCAGAUUUUACAGAGAUGAUGCGGGCCUUGGGAUUUCAUCGGCUUAUUUCAAUGGAGAAUUUUAGGACUCCAAACUUUAAACUAGUUUACGAAUGCCUAACUUGGUUGAUGAAAAGGUGAUGUGAUUGUAUUUAUGCUUUUAGUGAAUUUCUUUGUCCAUGUACCUAAUCAUCCAGUGCAACCCAAAUCAUUGAACAGUAUAAAUUUGAUUAAAAAUUAUUGGACAGUAAAUUAUUUACUAUUUAUUUAUCCAUUCUCUAUUUGACACUUUCGUUAAAAAUUAAAAGAGUUUAAAACUUUCGUUAAAAGCGUUUAAAACUCAGGUGAUCAAUUCAAAAACAAAAACUAGUUCAUCACUGAAGUAGAUUUAAUUAAAGAUUGAAGAGACUAUACAAUGAUUUGAAGCAAACCCAUUCCAUUUUCUUUUUCAUUGGGGUCAUUUAAAAAUAGAGUAAGUGGUAUUUGAUCCCAAAGCUGUGUAUAAUUUUUUAAAGUUUUUAAUUGCUUUGCUCCUUUUCCAAUAGAUAUGAUCCUAAUGCUGACAUUGGAAUAGAUAUUGACACAGAGCAAGAUCGAGUGAUUUUUAUUAAAACAGUUGCAGAGUUCAUGGUAAUGUUUGCUUACUUUUUUUAUUAAUUUUUUAAAAUUCCAAGUAAAAUUGGACACAGAAUCCUUAAAUUAAAUAAAUGUAUAAAAUUUGAUGCUAUAUGAAUCUUUUUCCUGCAUCUUGGUAUGGGGUCAUUUUUGUUUUGUGUCCUGGUGUCCAAGUUGAAUUAAGAACGUGUUGUAGUUGGCACAAUUUAAUAUAAAUUUUAUUGAAUUUUAUUGUGUUUACAUCUAAGAAAUAUAGACAGACAAUUUGCCUUGUCAUGGCCAAUGUCCCAUGAUGGACAAGAAUUAAAACACUGUCAUUAAGUAUACUUAACUGCUGCAGUGAAGGAUUUGUAGUUCUGUAAAAGAAUUGACAUUUUCUAUUUUUCUAAUUGUUCUAUUUUUGAUUGCAUGCCUUCAGACAAGUUACAUGAGUUGCGAAGUAAUGUUACACCAGUUACAAAGUCAUGUUAUGCCAGUUAUAAAGUCAUGUUACGUCAGUCACAUAAUUUCGCCUGUAUUUGUUUUUUAAUGUGCUGUCUGAAUAGUUUUUAAAGACUUUUCUUUAGAAAAGUAAAACACUGUAGAUAAUAAGUUUGAAAAAAUAUUUUUCAAUCAAAAGCAUAUCUCAGAGAAAUCAACAAAAAAGAUGCUAAUCAAAUAUUAUGUCUUUUUCAUUAUUUGUCAGUUACAAUUCCAAAAUGUAUUAUUUUUACUAUUAUGUUUAAUAUAUACUUAUAAAUGCUCUUGUCAGACAGUCGACCAACUUAAGACCCAAAAACGAUGUACAUGUAAAGUUUAAUACAGCACACUUGAUGGCAUUUUUUAUUUAUGAAAGAUGUAAACGGCAAUAUCUUUUUUCAGAAAGUGGCCUCAGUUUUCAUGAAUUGAAUUUCACCCUUUCUUUCUUUUUUACAUUUUUAUAAGAGACAGCAGACACUUGACAUGUAAGCACUGGCGUGAGAAAGUAAAAAGAAUUAACUUUUCAAAUUGCUGUCCUAGUUGAAAAUAUAUUUGCCGCAUAUUUAAUAAGUCAGCAGAUGAAAGAAUUCAUUUAAAUCUAAGUAACAUUUGUGGCAUCAAAGUAUUCUAAAUACAAGAUUUUUUAUUUAUGUAAAUUAGAAUGAAUGUUAUACAUUAAUUUUUUUUUUUAUAUAUACAAGGCCACAAAAGCUCACAUCAAAUUAAACACAAAAAAGCUGUACGGAGCCGAUGGCUACGCUGUCAAAGAAAUGCUCAAAGUCACCGCUGUUCUUUACAGUGCUACAAAAACAAAUGUGGCCGGCAAGCUCGAGUCCGGGUCAGGAGAUUCAGCAAAUGUUUCCUUUGAUGUGUCAUCCAGAGUAAGUUUUGAGUGGCAAAGCCUAACCCACCAAAUACUUAUGUUCUACCAAAUACUUAAGUCCUACCAAAUACUUAAGUCCUGUCAAAUACUUAAGUCCUGUCAAAUACUUAAGUCCUGCCAAACACUUAAGAGCCAAAAUGACAUUUAGAUAAAAAAAGCAAUUUUUUUGUCUAAGGUACUGGUACUGCAACCCACCAAUACUAUGGGUAAAUAAUAGUGUUUUUUGUUGUUGUUUUUUUUAUUUGUUUAGGAAUAAAACAUUUUUUUCCAUAACACAUUUUAAUUUUCAACAGAUUAAUGAACUAAAAGAAGCCAGAAGAUUGGCGUCAGAAAUUACAGUCAAGGGAGCUCAGUUAUAUGAUCUUUUAGGGAAAGAAGUUGACCUUAGGGUGAGUCAAGCUGACCUUUUAAAAUUAUAUCACUAAUAAAUGUUUUAGGCAGAGGAUUUAUUCGUUUAUAUAUAUAUUUCAGUGGAGUGAGUCAUAAAUAUAUAUUUUUAAGAAUACAUUUUUGAAGUAAUCUUAAACUUGCCGCUGCUUUGAAUCAAACAAACCGUAUAAUUCAAAAGAUAAAUUUCUCCAGUGGUAUCAGUUGCCUGCCUGUUACGGUCUGAAAUGUAUUUAGGCGUUCCUUAUCACUUUUCACCAAAUUUUCCAACUUCAGUUUUUUUUAGCUUACAGUAUUGUUUAGACCCAAAAUACUUCAUCACUGCUCAACGUCCUUUCCAUAAUUGCGCCCCACAUUAACUGGACCAAUUUUUCCUAUGAUUUGAUUGUUAUAACAAACUUAUUUAAAGAUAAAAAUGCUCAAACUCAUCAAACUCUUAAUACUUUGUAUUUUUGGAAUUUGAUAUCAAAAACUUGUAUUGUCUAAUAUUGAUAACUUAUAUUAUAUAAUUUUGUUAUAAUUUAAAAUCAAUAAUCAAUUACUUAUAUUAUUUGAUAUUGAUAAAAUUUGAUACAAUAACUGAUAUUAUCUAAUAUUUCUAAGUGAUGGAAAUGUUAAAAAUAAAAUUGCAUAAUUUGAGACCAUAUGGCUUCAAAAUGUAGCAGCAGGCUCCAGGUGUUUAGUGGAAGAUAAUGGAAAGAUUUUAAAGAGCAGUUGUCGUCAUAGCUUUUCAAAAUGGUGGAUCAUUCAGAGUUAGAACUUUAAUUUUAUUCACUGGCGAUUUAUCCGUAUUUAAUGACUUAGGGUUUAGACAAUCCGUAUUAAGAAACCCACAGUAGAAACGAUUCAUUGUUGGUACCCCAUUGGUUGCUCAUUAAGAAACCCACAGUAGAAACGCUUCAUUGUUGGUAUCCCAUUAGUUGCCCAUUAAGAAACCCACAGUAGGAACAAUUCAUUGUUGGUAUCCAUUAGUUGCAAUAACAUGUUAUUAAGAGGAAUUUCCUUUUUCUUGAAAAACUGCUAAGUAUCAGCUUCUAGCUACCUUGCUAAUAACAGCUCUUGACUCAGUUCCGAUUUUUUUUUUUUUUUUUAUACAAAGCAUUCAAAAAAGAAGAAGCAAAUGUUGAUGAACUGUAAAGUUCACACAUCCAGGUUGUGAUAAAUGUUUGCUGAGAGGAAUCAUUUUUGCUACUCUUUCCUUGAAAGUUGUACUCAAUUCAUAAAUGUAUUCAACCAAUUUAUAUAUCAUAUUUUCAGUCUUAAUACUGUGUCCACUUUUAAAAUAAAGCAUUUGAAAUUAUUUUAAAAUGCAGAUAACAGAAAAAUGAAGCAUUUAUUGUAUUGACCAGAAGAUCUGGUUGAUUACCUCAUAAAAUGCGAUUAGGUCACUUUUAAAAUUUGAUAUUUAAAAAAGGAAUAAUGUUUUACACUUUAUUUUGUUAUUAAAAAGUAAAUAUUUGAUUUUAUAAUACGAAUGAAGCACUGUCAUUGUAGAUUUUUUUUCAUUUGAAGUGUUAAAAACAACUGAUGAUGGCAAAAACAAUUGUUCAUAUAGAAAGUGUGACCCAGUGAAAAUAAUAAUUGUGGGAGCUUUAAAUCUGAACUUUUUAAAUAAUUUUUUUUUGCAGGAGCAACGAGUACAAGUCGUAGCACGGGCGCUGGAGAUCAAUGAAGUCGAGCACGGCCUCCAAGGAUCCAUAGAGGCUGUGCGGGUAAUUAUUACAAUUGUUUUUGCGUAGCUAUUGUGUUGAACAAUUUAAAUAAGUCUUUGCCAGCUGUAUGCUUGGUUGAAAAUGUAUUGCUUUGAAAUUUUCAACAAUAAUGCACAAACAAGCUUUUAAGAUGUGAACUAUGAUAGGGAAUUUAUACAAAUAUGUACUAUCAUAUAGGAUUUUUUUUGACAUUACAUUUUUAUACCAUACUUCUAAAUAUUCAUUAAAUAAAUAUUCUACAGGUAAUCUUUAUUUAAAAUUACUUUUAUUAUGAUUUAAAUCAGGGGUAGGCAACCCUUUUUGUGCAGAGGACAGCAUGAGAAUUAAUAAUUUUUGCCAUGCCGCAUGAGAAUUUCCAAGGAAUCUAAAGUUAUAAAUUGAAUAUUUUUAAAAUAAAUUUGAAAUAACUAAAGCGUAAUGACAAUUAAAAAUAACAUAAUUUUUAAAAGCUUUGACUUUAAAAGUCAGUCAUUCACAUUGUGUUCAUUGAACAAAAACUUUAACCAAGUUCCUGGAAGGUCUUGCUGGCUGCACUAAAAACAUGUCAUCUGCCUGCAUGUUGGGGGGAGGGGGGGGUGUGUAAGCUUCCCACCCUGGACAUAAUUGAAUAAACUUGCAACAGAAAUUAUACACCAGAAAAUUUAAUAUUAUCACCAGUCUGCAUAAUUUCAUGAGUUUUUUUUUUUAUUUAGACAUCAGUAACCUUUGAAUGUGGAUGUAUUGAUGUAUGUUUAAAUGUGGAUGUAUUGAUGUAUGUUUCAAUGUGGAUCUUACAGAAUGAAAUCCAGAAGACCAUGAACAUGUUGGACAACGUUGCGUCAGAUGAAGCGAACCUGGAGGCGAAGAUUGAGAAAAAGAAGAGUGAGCUGGAAAGAAACAACAAACGGUUGCAGACGUUGCAGAGCGUCAGGUAGAACUGUAGUAAUGAGCUGUAGAAUUUAGGGGGAACUCCCUAAUUCUUAGAAAGCCUUUACUCUUCCUUUUUCUAUACUAGAAGAAGAUAUUAACUGCAUGGCUUCAUACUCCUAACCUUGUUGUAUAGAAGAAUACAGUUAUCAAAUUAAUGCGCCCAACAACUGAGUAUCAAAAUUAAAGGUAAUAGAAAAAACGCAUUAGUGGUCUAGCAUGAAUUAGAAGUCUAUUUUUCUUCUGUUCGUAUGAACACUGGAAAUAAGAUUCAUGGUCUUACGAUACCAAACAGUGGCAGUUCUCGACUUAAAUUUUUUUUGUUUUCUUAAAACUAAGCUGUACUAGUCCACUUUUUCUUUUCCUUUUAGGCCAGCCUACAUGGAUGAGUAUGAAAGAUUAGAAGAAGAUCUAGAGAAACUCUACGACGCUUACAUGAUCAAGUUCAGAAAUCUAGCCUUUUUAGAGACACAACUUGAAGAACAGAACAAAGUGGAACAUGAUAAAUUAGAGGUCAGAGGUCAAUUUUGCACUUUUAAAAAGUGUUCAUGUUGGCAUGCAUGUUUUUGAAAAGAAAAAAAAAGAAAAAAAUAGACCAUGUCAACACCAAACUUUAAGGGUGCGGGAGUGCCAUAUACUUGAAGCAACACAGUAUCAUAAGUUUUAUGAAUUUUCCCAUAAUAACUGGGGUUCAACUUCAAUAGUUCUUAAAAAUAAAUUCAAGUAGAACUUAUUCAUGAAGUUAAAAUUGUUUUGGAAAAAGGGAACAGCACCAAAAAUUGGAUGCUGGUUUAUAUUUUGAUUUACUCAAAGUGAGAAAGGAGAUAUUAUUAAUCAGCUACCUGUAUGUCACUUUAAUGGUGCCCGAAUGAUUGCUUGUGCCUUUGACUUUGGUUGUUUCUACUUUUGUUAUGAUGCAUUGAGUAGGUGCAUCAGCUGAAUAAAAACAGUGAGUUGAAUAUGGCCUUCAGGAAUAUUUUCAGUUGAACUUUAAGAAAGGAUAAAACUUGUCCUUGCUUCUCAGCACAGAAUCUCACGCAAUGCUAAAAUCCUUUAUCUUUCUCCUCCCUACUGAUGUCUUUUUGGAUAUCCUUUGUUUUCUGUUGUUAGGGGCCAUCCCUAUAUUAACUAAUUAUUUUGAUUUGUAACAGAUUCAAAUCAAAUUUACAAAUUAAAUUUAUGGCGCAUUUUUUAUUAAUAAUGAAUGAUUUUCUUUUAUUCAAAAUGUCAUUGAAAUCAAUCCUUGAAAUCUGUAUGGUGGAUGUAAUUUUUUUAAAAUUUAACACUUACUUGUAGGAAACUGAGCAGCAGUUGAAAGUUAUGGCAGAUAAAAUUAGAACGGAAGAAAGAAAACAUCAGCAGAUUUCUCCUGAGGAUAAUGAAGACGAUAAAAACAUCUUUGGUAAGUAAUAUUUUUGGCAAGUGAAUGAUUUGAAUCUAUAAGAAUGACAAAUAUAAUUGGAGAACUUGUUGUGUUUAACACAAAAACUUUAAACACAAAAAUAAUUUAACAGAAUUUUCAAAAGAAAAGCCCAAUAUUCAACCUCCUAACUAAAUUAUCUCCUCUUGUGGCAACAUGGAUUGCUGCUCAAGCUGAAAGGGGUUAAUACAAAACUAAACAAAUGGAGAGAAAAUAUUUACUUUAAAGAAAGGGUGAAAACUUAAAUAACAAGCGAGGGUUAAUACUGUCAGGACAAAUUACAAUAUAGUAUUUAAUAUACAUUUCCUGGGGGCUAGGGAAUGAAAUUUUAAAUAAUAUAAUAAUAUAAUGUUAUUUUGAAAUAUGAAGUUCGUUGGCGUCAUUUCUUGUAGUUUUAUUUAUUAGUUUGAAAGAAAAAAAUUCUUUUGAUUUAUUUAGAUGAAGAGGGAAAGGAUUCAGAUGAAGAAAUAGUGCCACGGGCUCGUGUGGCUGAUCGCUUCAGACCAGAAGGUAGGCAUUUUUCUGCUAUGAGCUUAUCAUGGUCUCUGCUGUGAGAAUAUCAGGGCGUUUGCUGUGCUUAUAAUAGUUAACUGUUUGUAAAGAAUAUAACAUUAUUAACUUAUUAAAACAAAAAUUUCCCUUAUCUUACGUUAUAUAAUGUUGAAUUACAGUAAUGCUAAAGUAGAGGCUGAAUUUGAAAAGAUGUCUUGGAAAUAAAGAAUGCAUACGAAAUAAAAACAAAAAAUUCAUCAGUGUAAAAACCGCAAUGGAAAUUCAUUAUUGAAGUUAUUAGAAACUGAUGAAUUUAAAUGCAUUUAAAUUGUUGGUAUGAAAUGAUGAACGGAACAAAUGUUACCUGACUAUCAAAUAAAUUUUACUUUCAAGUUGUUUAAUAGCCAUGGCAGAUGUUCCUUCAUUUUAUCCAGAGGACCAAAAGAUUUUUUUUUAAUCAUAUGUGAGUUUGUUAAUUUACAAAAGCCUCUAGAUUAAAAAUUUGAAAAAUUGUGUUGUACUGGAAGUGGAAGGAAUAAAGGAAAUUUAACACACAUUGGUAUUUAUGUUAAUAGAAUGAUAAUUUUAUAGUUUAUUUAAUUAUUAUUUGCCCUAGAUAUAAAACUGAAACUCUUAGGAUCAUCAUCUUAGUAACAAAGAAUUAAAGAGCUUUGAAACUCUUAGCAUCAUCAUGUUAGUAACAAAGAAUUAAAGAGCUUUGAAACUCUUAGCAUCGUCAUCUUAGUAACAAAGAAUUAAAGAGCUUUGAAACUCUUAGCAUCAUCAUCUUAGUAACAAAGAAUUAAAGAGCUUUGAAACUCUUAGCAUCAUCAUCUUAGUAACAAAGAAUUAAAGAGCUUUGAAACGCUUAGCAUCAUCAUCUUAGUAACAAAGAAUUAAAGAGCUUUGAAACUCUUAGCAUCAUCAUUCUAGUAACAAAGAAUUAAAGCGCUUUGAAACUCUUAGCAUCAUCAUCUCAGUAACAAAGAAUUAAAGAGCUUUGAAACUCUUAGCAUCAUCAUCCUAGUAACAAAGAAUUAAAGAGCUUUGAAACUCUUAGCAUCAUCGUCUUAGUAACAAAGAAUUAAAGAGCUUUGAAACUCUUAAUCAUCUUAGUAAAAGGAUCAUCAUCUUAUUUAAAAAAGAAUUGAAGAGCGUCCUGAGAGGAAUUUCAUUGAUGACAUCCUGUGCUUGUUGACCUCGCCAUUUAUUAAUUGACUUUUUGUUUAAUCAGUGUUUUACGCAACUUUCAGCGAGAAUAACUCCUCCAGCCAGGAACUUAGGUACCCUUGUUUGUGAUGCGUAUGACAUAUCUGAUGAUGAAGCCACCUUUUAGUACCUCAGAAAUGUACAUAAAGCACGAACUUUUAACAAUGACUUUUUUGUAGCAUUAAAACUGCAGAGUUAACAAUGACAAUCCCAAUUAGUGCACAGAAAUCUGAAUGACAAACCCAAUUACACAGAAAUUGUAAUGGCAAACCAAAUUAGUACACAGAAAUCUGAAUGACAAAGCAAAUUUUUAACCUUAUAAACAUAUUAAACAAUUUUUAAACUUAUAACAUAUUAAAUAGGAUAUGACAUUGUAAAAAAAAAAAGUAUAUAAGAAUUCUUUCUGAAUUAAGUUUUGUUGCCACUGUGACCUUUACAUUUGAAUUGCUUCUUUGAUGCUUUUAAUUGAUUUGGGGUUAAUUCACUUUAUAAAAUUUAAGUUUUGCAUUACUCAGGACAAGUUAAUGGGCAUAAUAUUAUUAUAUAAUUGGCUAAUAGAUUAAGUUGUUUUUUUCUUUCAACUAAGUCAAUCCUCCUAAAAUAAAUUGUAUUUGAAAUAACAAACUUCUAGCCACUAAAGUAGUUUGAAUGUUACCACCCAAUUUUUAAUGGGUAUUUUAUUAGCAAUAAUUCUAUGAUAAUUUAUGUCCCUCUACAAUAUUUUGGAAGCUUUUAUUUGUUUAACUAUUGAAUGUUAUAUAUAUAUAGCAACCAAGAUUUUACAGUAUCAUAACAGAGUGGUUCCCAAACUGAGUGCUGUGGCUGACUCAGAGGGCAGCUGAAAAAUAUGGAACUAUUUUCACUGAAAUUACACUCAGCCAGUUAUAAUAUAAAAUAGAACCAUCAAUGUGUUACCAUCAAUGAUAGAAAGGAUAUUUAACCGACACUUCACAAAUCAUAGAUUGCUUUCCAGUUGUCAUACUAGAUGACACACUGCUAGAAUUUAAUUAUGUUUAGGUUUAAUUUUUUUAACUGGAGAGCAGUAGAAAAAUUCUUAUACACUUGAGGUUGUCAUGAACUGGAAUGUUUGGGAAUCACUGCUUUAAUGUGGUACUAAUGUCCGGACAGUCAUUUCAUUUUUUAUUUUAAUUUAAUGCCCAAAACAAAACAAAAAUACUUCUGUGUAUCAAAAGUUUAACUGAUGAGCCCACAAAGAUGAGUUUUCAAAUACAUGACAUCGUUGACAUUUUACUUUGGGAUAUUGUAGCUUUGCAGUAAAUGGAAAUCAAAGUUGAUCUAAAUCCUAUUCAAACAAAGCUUGUUACCACUCAUAAAAAAUAAAUGAAUUUCUAAUAAUAUUCUUUUCAAGGCGAGUUUGCAUAUUUUUUUUUGUCGAGAGCUUGUUUUAUGCAUGAAAAUAUUUCAUUGUAAAAUUUAUCAUCAAGAACAUAAAGUCCUGCUAGAAGUUAAAUUAGAAAUGGGAUGCAGUCCUUCUUAGAGAAUAAUAGUCCUGCUAGAAGUUAAAUCAGGAAAAGAUGCUCUUAUUUACUGAACAAACUCAGCUUUAUUCUAUUUAAUUUACUGAACAAACUCAGCUUUAUCCUAUUUAUUUACUGAACAAACUCAGCUUUAUCCUAUUUAUUUACUGAACAAACUCAGCUUUACUCUAUUUAUUUACUGAACAAACUCAGCUUUACUCUAUUUAUUUACUGAACAAACUCAGCUUUACUCUAUUUAUUUACUGAACAAACUCAGCUUUAUUCCUUUCUCAAAGUUCACUAACAGUGCAUCCUUCUUUGUAUCAUAAAUAUGUUUUAAUAAAUUUGUCUUAUUUCAUCCUCAGGUCAGCCGAAGGUUGGCAAAGUGGCAGGGGCAAUGAACCCAUCCAUUAGCGAGGUAAUUUCAAAUCUUUUAUGGAUCCUGCCAAAAUGCGUUCCAUCUAUUCUGUCUUGCAUCACAUUAAUUAAUAAUAAAUUCUAAAUCCUUGAUCAAAAUUAUCUCUUAAAACAUCACAUAAUUUCCGAAAAAUUAUUUAGCUAUUUAGUUAACAUCUUAAAUGGAUUUAACUUGGGUUUAAUGCUCUCAACUUCCUAUUGCUUAAAUGGUAUGUAAAACUUGAGUUGACACGUCAACUUUUUUAAGGUCAAAUCUGAUACUCUAUGCUAAUUACCUUUGCUCACCAACUCACAAAAAUUCCAAUUUUGAAGCAUAAAAUUUCACUCGUAAAAAUAAUAAUGAUCAAAGUCAUCUAAGUUUUAACAAUUAUAUUGAAACAAUUAAUUCCAUGCUUACUCCUCCUCUGCAUCCACCAUAACGGAACGGGACACAACCAAGCUAGUGGCACAACCACAGCUUCCCGUAAACUUGCUUUAUCCAUUAGUGUGAGAUAUAAGCCAACCUUAUUAUAAUUUAUCCCAUAAGGCAAAACAGCUAUUUAGUAUCAAAUUUUAACGUGACUUACUCCCAUGGCUACUCAAGUGAGUAUCUCACUUUUCAUUAAGUAUGAGAAAGAAAAGUUUUGAAAAUGGUUAAUGUCACAUUUUUACAGGAUGUUUAGUUUUUUUACAAUUAUAAUUCACUAGGCAAUGAAAUCUAUUUUUUUAACUUCUUCUCAUGUUCUGUAUGAGAUAUCACUUUUUCUCAUGUUCUUAUUCUUAAUGAGAUAUCACUUUUUCUCAUGUUCUUAUUCUUAAUGAGAUAUCACUUUUUCUCAUGUUCUUAUAUUUAAUGAAAUAUCACUUUUUCUCAUGUUCUUAUUCUUAAUGAGAUAUCUUUUAUUCCUGAAACUUGAGUUAUCAUGAUUAUGAAUAUUUUUAUUUUCUCUUUCAUUUAUUCAAACAUAUUUGGCAGAUUUCUUAUACUUGAGUUUUAAAAAUGAUUUGUUUGCACUGGAUUUUUGCUUUCCUUUCAGGAAAGUGGCUCAGGUGAUUCAGAUAUUGACUUGGACGAUGAUGAUGAUGACGAUGACGAUGAUGAUGAUGAUGAUGAUGAGGAUGAUGAUGAGGAAGACUUUAAAAUGAUGGGCAAAGCGCCAGCCCAGCGAACACGAAAUCAGCCACCCCCUGAUGAAAUGGAAGACAGUGAUUUCUAAAAGCAGCUUUGUUGUGUUGGUUUCUGCUUCGUUCUUAAUUAAAUUUAAUUUAUUAUAUUUAUGAAACAGUCUGAUCAAUCAAAUGUAUUUAUAAUAAAGAUUUUUUUUAAAAAACACAAUUUC